This is a messenger RNA of Aspergillus tanneri, 7419 nucleotides long. Its product is annotated as Beige/BEACH domain protein. NCBI's taxonomy places the organism in Eukaryota, Fungi, Ascomycota, Eurotiomycetes, Eurotiales, Aspergillaceae. The transcript is spliced from 10 exons. Gene Ontology annotation, molecular function: protein binding. The record is from RefSeq and is a predicted model, not a curated record. Bases 1 to 7419 code for a protein of 2472 amino acids.
AUGAACCAAGCCACAACCUCUUUUGACCCUUCAUCCCUGUCCAUAUCAUCUCAACGGCCGGCCGCUGAGUUAACCCCAGUUCUUGAGGAGCUAAAGGCUAUAUGUGGUGGAUAUGUAAUAGAUACACAACUUGCGAUCACUGCAACGGAAUGUUUGCUGCGCCUUCGCCACACAUUUAUCGAUAACGACCAUCCCGGAGAGGCCAAAGAGAGCUUUCGUCACUUACAUGGCUUCCAAACUAUAUUGGAUCUCCUUAGAAGGAUUUCUGAAUGCUAUGACCCCCAUGGAUCAUCGACGGAAGAAAGAAAAUUCCUGUUGAUACUCCACAAAGAUGCGCUGGCUGUCUUGGCUGAAGCUUUAAAAGAGCAUUUUGGAAACAAACGAUAUUUUGCAAAUCGGAUUGUAGGAGGAGGGGAAUUGGUUUUGGAAGAGUCUUUCUUGACUCUGGCCAGAAAAGUAGACAUCAUUCAAGGCGAUACGGAACAGUUCUACGGUGGCAUUUUUGCAGCAGUCCUCUGCCAGGAAGCAGUUGCCCGUAUAUUCACAGUCCUGAGUACGAAAUUUGAAACAGCCAACGAAGUAUCUCAUGAUGAUAUUAGAGCGGAAGUCGAUCGAUGUGUAGGAACUUCUGAGACUGUUGAAGUGCCGGAGUUUCUAGGUCCUUUAGUCCGGGUAUGGUUGAUACAGUCGUCUUCAUCCACUUCAAAGCACCGAAUACAGAGGCAAGCUCUACCAUCGUGCCUCUAUCAGCUUGCGUCACAGUCUCAGAGGAACACUACAAUUUUGCAUGCCACUGGGGUUUUAUCUUUGAUUCUGCCGAUCCUGUUCAACGAUGGAUACCCGGAGUCUGAGAGGUUACUUUAUCAGGGGCUUGCUAGCCUGCUUUGUUCCAAAGGUAUAAGCAACUUAGACGAUGCGGUGUCCCUUUACCAGAAGGCACAUAGUUGUCCCAAAGCGUUAAGAUUCCUUGUCAGUGCUCUGAAGAGUUCGAAAGAGCCUCCGUCAAUACAAUUCGAUAUGUCCCAGCAUGGUUUCUGUUCCUUGGAGUUCUCAACCUUGGGGCGCUCAUUCCCUCCUACAACCUCUUUUGGCUACACACUUGCAGUAUGGGCACGCUUCGAUCAAUUUGACCCGACGACACACACGACGCUUUUUGGUGCAUUUGAUGCUAGCCAAACCUGCUUUGUACUUGCGUACUUAGAGAAGGAUACCCGCAACUUCAUAUUGCAGACAUCAAUACAAGGCUCCCGUCCUAGUGUUCGAUUCAAGUCUAUUGCUUUCGAACCAAACCGAUGGUACCAUAUUUGCGUGGUUCACAAAAGGCCAAGACCACCAUCAUAUUCGCGUGCUUCCAUCUUCAUAGAUGGCGAAUUUGUAGAGCAGCUGAGGAUCGAGUACCCUUCCUUGCCUGCUGUCAACACAUCCAACCGGGGUCCACGUAUUCAAGCGUUUUACGGCACUCCUCAGGACCUGGCGAUGAAGCUCGGAAAGGGAGUGUCCUCCCUGCGAUGGUCUCUAGCGAAUGCUAUACUUUUUGGAGAAGCGUAUAGCGAUGACUUGAUUUCGGUCUUCUAUAACCUUGGUCCUCGGUAUUAUGGAAACUACCAAGACUGCUUGGGUUCUUUUCAAACCUACAAAGCUUCCGCGGCACUCAACCUUCGUAACGAGCAUCUACAUCCCGGAAAAGAAGAAGAAUCCGAUAUUGUUACUGCCGUCAGGCGCAAAGCAAGCACACUUGUUCGCGAAGGAUCGAUACUGCUUAAUGUCUCUCCUCUGGCUGUACUAGACGAUGAUGAUGGCAAUAACAUUGAUGAAUCACAGCUUAUUAAGUGUCUUUCGAAGCAAGCUGCCAAAAAUCUACACCAGCUCACAAAAAUGGGCGCAAAUGCAGUGGCAGUCAAUGGUGCAACUCCUGCUAUCAAUGAUGCCUUGACCCAAUCGCAUGGGAUCGGUAUUUUAACCGGAGAUCCUGUGGUCUCAGUGCCUCACUCUUUGGAGGAUGCGAGCUGGCGCAUUGGCGGUUGCACAGCGGUCCAGUUGAGUUUGAUUCACUCCGCUAAGACUGCGGAGACCCUGGUUUUGGCAGUAGAAGCACUGUACGAAGCUGUGCAAGACAGUUGGCGAAACAGUGAAGCAAUGGAAAAAGAAAAUGGCUACGGGAUCCUUUCGGCAUUGUUGCGGGAAAAGCUUGGGCUACCAUUUGGAGGUCAUGUUACGAACUCCAGGACGCCCAACGUCUGCUCUACCUACGAGGAGCGAUCUGCGCUGGCUCUUGAACUUCUUCGGUUGACCCUAAAAUUCGUAGGCUACGAUUUCGAGCAGCCCAAUCGCUCGAUAAUCACAAAUCCAUUAGCCUACAGAGUUUUGCUUGUGGACUUGGAAGUGUGGCGAUCUGGGAGUCUCCCUCUCAUCGAAUUAUACUAUUCUCAGUUCUGUAUAUUUGCUAGCGAAAGCCAAUUUCGUCGAUCCAAUUCAAAGCGUCUCGCUCGCAUGCGUGUGAGUAAAAAACUGCUCGAGGCCCUAAAGGGCGAGGAAUUUACAUCGGAAGCCCUACAGCUUUUUACUGCUGCUUUUGGGUCUUUAAUGGAGAGUUGUUUGACAGCAGACUUGCUUCGCUCUCUAGCCUUAUUCAUUACAUAUGCCAUUCAUAAGCCCAAAGAACCAAAAAUUUCUGUUGGGCAUAACAACUAUGUCUCAACCAUUGUGGUAGGAACAGAGAUGUUUCGCAUGUACUGUUCUCUCCUCUGCAAUACACACGACCACGGGCCAAUCAAGAAAUUCGCCAGAGCUGUAACAAACAAGUGGCUUUUAUACCUCAUGUGCGAGGAUGAACCUGAAAUUGUUGUUCUUGCCACUAAAAUAAUGGCCCGUUUAAUAGUGAUCCACGGCACAAGUUAUAGCAAUAAGUUUGCAGAGAAAACUGGGGGCUAUAGUAUAAUGCGCAGCUGUCUGAAAAGAUGGUGGAAUAUCCCUGCGUUGUGGCCAGUUUGCUUUUCAGUUCUCCUGGGGCUAGAUAUUGGCAAGACAGAUGGCGAUAAGCGUUUUGAUCAACUAGCUUUGUCUGAGAUGCUUUACUCGGGCAGCCAGACUCAGGUUGUCUUUCCUGAAAUGUUUCUUAUCAUUGCCGAGAUGAUACAGAGUGGACUAAAAGAAUCCGUCCUGACUGAUGGACUCUCAGAUUCCGGGACGCAGAAUCCCAACUCUCUUAGGGGCUACUUGCAGAGCCCUAGGCCACUCAUGUCCUCCGUUGUCCCUCUAAGGACGGCCAAUGAAGGAACAUCUCUCUUAGCCACUGUGAUUGAGUUUCUUGCUGGAAUGCAACUGAGGUCGGAAAAUAUUCGCGAAUUUACGAUGCGGCCGGAUUACGUUCAAGGCCUUCUUUCUGUUCUUUACCCAGUUGUAGUGGGCUCUGAUAUUGUGAGUGCGGAUGAUGAAAUUAGUUCUCGACAUCGUAUUGGUGGCCCGGAUUUUGAUGGCCCCAGUUUAGUGGCCCGCCCACGCUCGCGAAGGACAACAGAGGUGAGAACUACAACAGUUGAGCAGCCAGAGACUUAUGAUGAAAAUGGAGGACAACUGAGACGUGGGUCAUCGUUUAUCCUCGUCUCGUCCGACCGAUCAAAGAUCUCACCAUCAGCUGCACGCAUACAUCAUGCUUUCACUUUCCAGUGUGAAGAGAACAGCGGAAUUACCGACCAUCCCUUAAUUGUAGCUAUUCUCACCCUAGUCAUUUCUGCUUUCUCUGAACAAUUGCUUGAGAGAAAGGAGUUUUCCGGCCUUGGGCUUUAUCUCAAGAUCCCACCUGGGUUUCCAGAGCAUCAAGCACACUUCAAUUCCUGGAUACUAAAGUCCUUACUGUCCACAUUGCAGGACAUCAUAUUUUCUAAAGUUGAGCUAUUGUCGGAACCAAGGGUUUUGACCAACCUGGGGAGGUUAUUAACAUAUUUAGGAGAAGCAGUGUAUGAGGGAUGGUUUGUUGAUGGUGCUACAGCUACUCUAGAAUUCGCGGGGGCCAUUUUGGAAUACCUCCAACGGCCUGAUAUCUCGCGUUUGAAGAGCAUCAGACUUUGCAGCCAAACGAUUGCGACUAUCCGGUCUACUGUUUUCCGCGUCGUCCUACUCAAACUAUCGGAAAUUGAAGAUACUGCAGCUCUCUCUUUCUUGGGGCGUUUGUCUUACUGGCAAGCGGUACUUCUUUCUGCAGGAGAAACUCAACCGGAUUAUUUGAAGCUGCUAUGUUAUCUUCUAUAUACAAAGUUGGUUGACAAGAACGAAGGCGUACGCCUGGCUGCAGCUAGUCUUUUCCGUAUUAUGUUGGUGCAAAAGCCGGUUGAGAUGUCUACCAUUCUAAGUCACGCGAGCACCCCCCUACAGAAUCGACUUUCUGGCGGUUUUGAGGCUCUCGCUGGUAUGGAAGAUACUGCUUUCUUACAGUGGAUUGACGACCAAGAGGAUGAUCUCAACACCCUUUUUUUGGGGAUUUUAGCCAAACACUGGGGGACAUUCGUUCAAGAGGAGAAUAUCAACAUCGAAAAUUCAGUGCGUACUCGUCAUUAUAAACGCCAGGAAAUAUUAAAAGAGUGGAGUGAGAAAGAGAAAUCCAGUGAAGAAGUGAUACGCAAGUAUGAGGCUACACUGCCUCAUUGGAUAUCGAAUAUAUCAACGUCGGAGUUUCUGAAAUACCAGCGAGCUCUGCAGGAUCAGCAAGAUAAUUCGGCGUUCAUGUGGGCAGCAUUGUUUCACUUGGUACUGGACCUACGUCGUUUCGGCGGUAUCCUAGCCGACAACAAGGAACGAAAAUGGCGUCUCGACCAGACAGAAGGUCGAAGCCGUAUGCGUCUUCGAAUCGUACCAGAUGACUCGGGGGAACGGCAGGAUUAUCAACCAAAACGCAAAGCAUCGGAGCCGCCAGUGAUCAAGAUCGAUAUGGGAUCGCAGGUUGCAUCCAAUGGUGACGGUCCCGGUCUAGCUCCUACUCUACCCGCGGAUCAAUCUGAGGACAAUACUCAAGGCAUCAGUCCUGACAGUAGGAGUGUGCUUGAAGAAAGUUUUGAAAUGAUCGAUGACCCAAAAGCUGACCUUGAAGACUAUGAAGACAAAAAUAGAAAAGUUAUGAGAAGUUUGCACCGGGGAGACCAGGUUGAUAGUGUAUGCAAUAUGUCUCGUAUCAUUGGGUUAGAGGCGUGUGAAGGCCUGUUAAUUCUUGGCAAAGACAACAUCUACAUUCUGGACAACUUCUUCCAGCGACUUGAUGGUGAAAUUGUGAAUGUUUGGCAAGCCCCUGCUGAGGAGCGCGAUCCUUACGUAGGGAUGAUCACUGGCAGGGAGUCGAAUGAACGGAAGCCUCAGGAGCAUGAAACCAGGAGUUGGAAAUGGUCAGAUCUCAUCAGCGUUUCCAAAAGACGGUUUCUUUUCCGCGAUGUGGCCCUUGAGAUUUUCUUCACGGAUGGUACCAGCUACCUGUUUACCCUUAUUUCAUCGAGAGCCCGAGACAUUCUAUGUAAUCAGCUUGCUACCAAAGCUCCCCAAGUGACAGGAAGCGUCGGCCACUCCCGCCCAGAGGAUGUUUGGAGGUUUGAGACUCUUCGAAGCCAGGAAGAUGCGCCGCAGUCUCUUGGAUCAAAGGUUGCCAGUGUCUUUGGCCAUUCACCAGUCCACCCAGCAACCCGCAAAUGGAUUAAGGGAGAGAUUUCAAAUUUCCAUUACUUGAUGUUAAUCAACACCCUCGCUGGAAGAACAUUUAAUGACUUGACUCAGUACCCUGUUUUCCCUUGGGUACUCGCCGAUUAUACAAGUGAGGAGCUAGAUUUGACUAAUCCAUUGACUUUCCGUGACCUCUCCAAGCCCAUGGGCUGUCAGACGCCAGAACGAGAGGCCGAAUUCAGAGAACGAUACAAAGCUUUUGCAGAAAUGGGGGCUGAUGACGCUCCACCAUUCCAUUAUGGCACACACUAUUCCUCGGCGAUGAUUGUGAGCUCAUACCUCAUACGUCUUCAACCAUUUGUCAAGUCAUAUCUGCUUCUCCAGGGGGGUACAUUUGACCAUGCGGAUCGCCUCUUUUACUCUAUUGGAAAAGCAUGGGAAUCCGCCUCUCGGAGGAAUAUGUCGGACGUAAGGGAAUUGAUUCCCGAAUUUUUCUACCUUCCAGAAUUUCUUGUCAACUCAAACAAGUAUGACUUUGGUUUCUUGCAGAAUAUGACGACUGCUAUUGAUUCUGUGGAGUUACCGCCGUGGGCUAAGUGUGAUCCGAAGAUCUUCAUUGCCAAACAUCGUGAGGCUCUGGAAAGCCCUUAUGUGACACAGAAUUUGCAUCACUGGAUCGAUUUAGUGUUCGGUUGCAAACAAAAAGGCGAGGCUGCUGUUGAAGCCGUAAACGUUUUCCAUCAUCUCUCGUAUCAGGGUGCCAAGGAUGUUGAUACCAUCGACGACCCUGUCGAGCGACUAGCCACGAUUGGCAUCAUUCACAAUUUUGGACAAACACCACAUCAGAUCUUCAAUCGGUCACAUCCCCAAAGGGAAGACUUGCGGCACAAGCCUUCACGACUAGAUCGACUCGCAGAAUCACUUACCCAGCUUCCCCUCUCACUUCUUGAUAUCGGAGAGCGAGUGUCUUCGCUGUCAAUGAAACACGAUCGUCUGCUAUGCGCUGCUCCUCUGAGACUAAAUAUUCCACCAAAUUAUGACAAGUACAUGGAAUGGGGAUUUUUCGACGGUAGUGUGAGGUUCUACUCUGCGGACAGCCGGAAGCUUUUGGGCCACCUUGAACACCUUCAUAUUGGCCAAUUAUCCUGUGCCAUUUUUGCCGACUCUCGGACAUUGGUCACUUCAGGAACAGAUUGCACAGUUUCGACAUGGACUUUUACUUCAAAUGGCAAGUCCGUAGACCUGCAGCCAGCAGGAUCUCUGUUUGGGCACCGCUCUCCAGUAACAGUGCUCGCGGUCUCGCGGUCAUUCAGCACCCUUCUUUCCGCCUCAACGGACGGUCAGGUUAUGCUUUGGGACCUGAACCGCCAAUGUUUUGUGCGGGAGCUUCCAUGCAGAGGUCCAGUCGAUUGUGCGCGAGUAAAUGACGUGACGGGGGGAGAUUCUGGUGUGCCGAGGGCAUCGCGUCAGCCUUUACACUCUCAAUGGGACCCCAUCAUGUCCUGUGCCUUCUACGACGGGGUCGACAAUGAAUGGCAGGAGCGAGAGCUACUCUUCACGGGCCACCGGAGAGGGGUCGUUAAUAUCUGGAGCAAAAUAAUCAACGGCGGACGGUUUGAACUAGAAUUGAUCCGACAGCUUCAUCACAUCGACAAUAGUCGCGAUAACGGUGCCAAUAUUCCUGCUGGGAUCAGUUGCAUUCUGGCCCUGCCACAAAUCGUUUAUACCGGAGACGAAGCCGGCCGAGUGUAUGAAUGGAGCUGUGUCCAACGGCGUUGA